AGGCCAAGCAGAGCCGGCACACGCUGCUGCCGCGCAUGGUGGACAACCUCCGCGCCACCAACGGCAAGAUCCGGCAUGUCACGCUGGAGUUCCGGGAGGCCCGGGGGCUCCUGCACGGUACGCGCGGCAAGAAGGACCGGUCAUUCUUGAUUUUGGACGAGGACAUCCUGAGGGUGGCGCCGGUCCGCAGCUCCAUGCUGGAGAAGGCCCGGCCGUGCAAGUUCAGCGGUUUUAACAAGGGCUUCCUGAACUCCGCCGCCGCCAAAAGGGGCCUUUGCGAGCGGGAGCCGCUGCAGGCGCACCCGCACUGGUCCUCCAGCUCCAACGCCGCGCCCUCGACGCCGCCGCCCGCCACGUCGAAGGGGGCGGAGUCCAGCAGCUCGGGCGCCGAAGGCGUCAGGCCAGGCGAGAGGACCAGGGUCCACCCGAGAGUCGCCCGCUGAGCCGCCGCCCGUGCGGACGGACGCGGAGGACCGGCGGAGGAUCGGAGGGCACCGACUAGACACCUGCACCGCUCCC
Molecule: messenger RNA, 519 nt
Organism: Prorocentrum cordatum
Lineage: Eukaryota; Dinophyceae; Prorocentrales; Prorocentraceae
Source: the annotation of a GenBank genome assembly